This is a messenger RNA of Peromyscus californicus insignis, 7169 nucleotides long. RefSeq names its product holocarboxylase synthetase (gene Hlcs). The transcript has 11 exons. The coding region runs from base 1616 to 4252 and encodes 878 amino acids. Gene Ontology annotation, cellular component: cytoplasm. Gene Ontology annotation, molecular function: biotin--[biotin carboxyl-carrier protein] ligase activity. The record is from RefSeq and is a predicted model, not a curated record. NCBI's taxonomy places the organism in Eukaryota, Metazoa, Chordata, Mammalia, Rodentia, Cricetidae. Gene Ontology annotation, biological process: protein modification process.
AGCUUGGUCUGUCUGUCUGAGGCAGCGGUGAGAGCAGAGAGCCCUGAGCUCAGGCGGUGUUGGGUUUUAAUCAUACCAGAGGUUGAGGUGAGGGGGAUUUCCAGGGUUCAGAACCUUGAUUGGCUGACAUUUGUCUAGGGUUAUAGGGAAUGUUUGGAAUGUCAGGUAUUUCCUCUUAGAUGCAGGCCCCACUGGGUGGGGUCAGCUUAUGGCUCUUCCUGGGUCCAGUUGUUGUCUGUCAGAAGCUGUGUCUGGGCCUCUAAGCCUGUCAUGGCAGCUGUGUGGUCAAGUUGUUUUGGGCCCCCCACAGCCCUCAAUGGUCUGAGGACCGUGGCUGUAAUACUCAGCUCUUACCUUAAAGGGAAUAGAUGACUUUUUCUGAUCCAAAUAUGAGUGAACAUGGGUCCCGUUGCCCCAAAUACAAUGCUACAAUGUGGUAACCAUUUCAUGACUUUUUUUUUUUUUUCCUCGAGACAGGGUUUCUCUGUGUAGUUUUGGUGCCUGUCCUGGAUCUCACUCUGUAGACUAGACUGGCCUCGAACUCACAGAGAUCUACCUGCCUCUGCCUCCUGAGCGCUGGGAUUAAAGGCGUGGGCCACCAUACCGGGCUCAUGAUGUUUUUAUAGUUCAAAUCCUUUUGAGGGAACAUGAUAAUGCACGCAGGCUCUGACUCCCAGCACUCCAGAGGGAGAAGUAGGGGGGCCUCUGGGAGUUCCAGGCCAGCCUGGUGUAUAGAACAAGCUCUGGGCCAGUCAGGAUCAGGCAGUUUACACAGGUUCAGGGAGGUGACCACCUCCGAACGACAGAAGAUUGGUUUAGACAAGUCCCUGGGGGUAUUUACUUGACUGACAUUUUUUCAGACUCUGCCAGCUGACUACUGUUGCACUACACUUGGGAAAGUGAUCCCGGGUUGUUAGAAAGCUAACUGAGCAAGCAAGCCAAGGAGAGCUAGCCAGCGAGCACUUCUCACCCCCACCCUGGCCUCUUCAUCAGUUCCUGCCUCCAUUUCUUGCCCUGACGUCCCUUCAGGGUGGGCUACAAGUUGAGAUAAAUAAACCCUUUCCUCUUCAUCACAGCAGUAAAAACCUAACUGGCACAAUACUCUAUGUUCUACAGUAUCAAACAUUUAGUCAGGAUUUACCAAGCAUACUAGUGCGCAGAUUUGCCGUCAUCGUUAGAAAAUGAUAAAAUUACAAGUAAGCCAAAGAAUUACCUUGCAAUUUUUGGCUCGUUAAUGUUUGAUUUGUGUAACUACUUUAUAUACCUAUACAUCAGGGGUUCUGGGAAAAUUUCUGAGGCGAAAAGGGGUGAUGUGUUCAGGCGAGAAACAGUUUAGAAAGCGCUGUUCUAGGGAGCUGCUUAAGACUGGGAAAAUGGGGAGGGAGCAUCUCAUUUGGGCAUCGACCAAAUCCAACUGGAUGGGCAGAAAUGAGGGCAGCUCAGACAGCCACCUGGGGCUGCCCUCGGAGUGGGGCGGGCUUUCCCAACUGCAACAGCUGGGACAUGAUAACGUGGGUGUUGGCUUAGGAAGUGAAUCGCUAGACGCUGUGGGGAAACUGAGCAACUGUCUUCUGGUGCUGGAAAAAAGUACCCGGAGGCAAACGGUGCAGCGCGAAUGGCAAGGCUGGCUGUGCGGGGUCCGGGGCGCUAUGGAGCCAGGUGGCAGCUGCAGGGCGCAGCGCCGGGUACUGCAGCCUGGCUGCGCGCCCCCGAGGCACAGGCAGCUUUGCGCAGUGCGCAUUCCCGCGCGCUGCUCGCGGAGGCCGCCAGGGGGCGCAGCGGGGUCUCAGCGCGACCACCGUGCGGAGCGCCCGGCCGAGCCCCGGGCUUCCAGUCUAUUGAUGACUUGAACAAAUGGGCCCUGUUUCUUGUCUCUCCCUUCAUACUUGAGGCAGAGCACAUAGCAUUUGUGACAGAGAGCAUUUGGGCACAAGGCGACAGUUUCCAGAAGCCAUCGUCUCCAGAAACAGUUGUAAAAUGGUCGGACUGUUGUUUGCCGUUAGCUUGCCGACCCGGGGAUCCCUACCAAUUAAUUGCUAAAGCAAGCGUGGACAACUUCAGCAAGCUCGGGGUUGCGUUUAUGGAGGAGAGGCUCCAGAUGGAUAAUGGACUCAUAGCCCAGAAGAUUGUUUCAGUUCACUUAAAGGACCCCGCUGUGAAGGAAGUCAACGAGGCCUCCACCAAGCAAGUCCAAGCCCUGCCGCCGAACCCAGAACCUUCCCUCGAGGCUGAGCCUGUGCAGGGCAUCAUGGAGCAUGCUGGCCAAGGUGACUCAAGGGCUGCUGGUGAAGGCUCUUCCCUUCGGAGGAGGGGCUGUGCCUCUGGGGGUGAGCCUGCCGCGGAUGGCGACCUGGGGCAAAGCUCCGCUGAGCACCAUCAGCUCCACCUGUCCAGCUGCCACGAGUGUUUGGAACUUGAGAACAGUACCAUCGAGUCAGUGAGGUUUGCAUCUGCAGAGGACAUUCCAGAACUUCCUUUUGAUCACAGCAGUGGUGUGGAGGGUGCUGCGGAUGAACUCUGCCCUGAAAGGGGAGGGAGGAGAGUCAACAUUUCGGGAAAGGCACCCAAUAUCCUGCUGUACGUGGGCCCCAGUUCCGAGGAAGCGCUGGGCCGGCUCCAGCAGGUGCGGUCUGUCCUGACCGACUGUGUGGACACGGACAGCUACACUCUCUACCAUCUGCUGGAAGACAGUGCUCUCAGGGACCCAUGGCCAGACAACUGUCUGCUCUUGGUUAUUGCCACCAGGGAAUCUAUCCCCGAAGACAUACACCAGAAGUUCAUGGCCUAUCUCUCUCAGGGCGGGAAGGUGCUGGGCCUGUCUUCCUCUUUCACGUUUGGUGGAUUUCAGGUGACAAGCAGGGACAUGCUACAGAACACAGCCCAGAACUUGGUUUUCUCAAAGGCUGAUGGGAGUGAGGUACGGCUCAGUGUCCUGAGCAGCGGCUGUGUUUUUGAGGAAGGCCUCAACCAAGGCAAACUCCGGGGCCACCUAGAGAAUCCGGACAAGGACAGGAUGAUUGUGCACGUGCCUUUUGGAAGCCGAGGAGGGGAGGCCGUUCUCUGCCAGGUGUACCUAGAGCUCCCUCCAAGCGCUUCCGUGGUGCAAACCCAAGAAGACUUUAACGUGCUGAAGUCCAGCAACAUGAGAAGGCAUGAAGUCCUCAAGGAGAUCCUGACCACCCUCGGCCUGAGCUGUGAUGUCCGGCAGGUUCCCGCCUUAACACCCCUGUACUUGCUGCUGGCCACCGAGGAAAUCCAGGAUCCUCUGAUGCAGUGGCUUGAGAGGCAUGUGGAUCCUGAAGGGAUCAUAAAAUCCAGCAAGCUCUCCCUUAAGUUCAUGUCCUCUUACACAUCUGAAGUGGAAAUCAGCCCGUCUUCUAUUCCUGUGGUUACCGAUCCCGAAGCCUUCUCCUCAGAGCACUUUAACUUAGACAUGUAUCGACGAAAUCUGCAGACCACGCGGCUGGGAAAAGUAAUUCUGUUUGCCGAAGUGACCCCCACGACCAUGAGUCUCUUGGACGGGUUGAUGUUUGAGAUGCCACAGGAAAUGGGUUUAAUCGCCAUUGCUGUUCGGCAGACACAGGGCAAAGGAAGAGGCCCGAAUGCCUGGCUGAGCCCUGUGGGGUGUGCCCUUUUCACCCUGCUGGUCUCCGUUCCCCUGAGGUCACAGCUGGGACAGAGGAUUCCGUUUGUCCAGCAUUUGAUGUCCCUGGCUGUGGUGGAGGCCGUGCGGUCCAUCCCAGAGUAUGAGGAGAUCAACUUGCGAGUGAAGUGGCCCAAUGAUAUUUAUUACAGUGACCUCAUGAAGAUUGGUGGAGUUCUGGUUAAUUCAACACUUAUGGGAGAAACGUUUUAUAUCCUUAUCGGCUGUGGAUUUAACGUGACUAACAGUAACCCUACCAUAUGCAUCAACGACCUCAUCGAAGAGCACAAUAAGGAGCACGAGACAGGCCUGAAGCCCUUACGAGCCGAUUUUCUCAUAGCCAAGGCGGUGACUGUGCUGGAGAAACUGAUUGACAGGUUUCAGGACCAAGGGCCCGAUGGCGUCCUUCCUCUCUAUUAUAAAUACUGGCUGCACAGUGGUCAGCAAGUCCGCCUGAGCAGCACCGAGGGGCCACAGGUGUCUGUUGUGGGCCUUGAUGAUUCCGGAUUCCUGCAGGUCCAUCGGAAGGGUGGUGAGGUUGUGACCGUGCAUCCAGAUGGCAACUCCUUUGACAUGCUGAGAAACCUCAUCCUGCCCAAGCGACAGUAGCGCAUGUCUCCAGACAGCUUGGAUCUGCCCUGCCGCAGCAGCAAGCCACACGGGAAAGCUCCUGGGCUGCUCCUGGGAGCGCUGAGCAAGCACCCUGCUUCCCUGGCUGUCGCCUUUGCCUGCCUAGGGCCCGAGAAAGGAAUGUAGAGCUGUAGGCCAGUGUCUUCUCCGAGUCAUUUGUUAGCUCUUCAGGUUAUUGGUUCCCUGCCUCCGCCCCUACCCCACCCCACCCCCGGGUUUGGGUUUUUACUUUGUCUUUUUAUAUCUGUGGUUGUAUUUGGUGUUUGAAGAUGCAUCUGGUGAGGAUGGACAGGUGAAGACUCAAUUUAGCUUUGGAGUUGGGUUUGCCUUGCACAGUGUCAAAGUGCUCUUUCCCACAUGGGCUUGGACUUACGUUUACUGGGAGAACAUGAGGGGCAGGGAGCUGGAAAUAGCAAUGCGGUAGUGCAAAUAUUUCCCAGGUAGUGAAGGCUGUUCCAACAACGAACGCGCUGAGCUCAGGCGAAUGCUGAGUUAGCGGCCCACCGUGACUGCUUGUGAGCCUCCAGAGGGGUUCUCCCAGAACACACGGUGGUGCUUAGGCACUGGGCUGUUCUUUGAUUUGGUUCUGGGGGGUUGUUGUUUUUCUUAAUCAAGGUGGGCUACCUGAAGAGUGGCUGCGGUGACCCCCGCGUGGCUGCGGUGGCCUCGGGGAGGAAGUAAGUUUCUCACUUUGCUCUUAUGCAAUGAGCACUCCUUCCCAGGGUCAGAUGUGUCAAGUUUUAGGCUUUUAAGCCAAGAUGGCACCUGCUUUGGAGGCUGAUGCUAAGCCCAGGUUGGAGAUAAAGGCUCACUGUUCUGCCCACAUGAGGGACGACUCUUGGAACUUUUAAGCCAGUCAUCGGCUCUGUUAGAAUGUGGAGCAUUCCGACAGGGCUGUCCUCAUGCGGAAUGGAGUGCGUGGCACUGUAUUGCAAGUCGAGAUUUUCUGCCCCCUAUUUCCUUUUAUUGUCAUGAAAGAAAGAGAUAUUGACUCUAAAGUUUGGAGGGGUGUGUGUGUGUGUGUGUGUGUGUGUGUGUGUGUGUGUGUGUGUGUGUGUGCAUGCCCGAGCGCGCUCACAUAUGACUUUAAAAGAGAUGUUCAAACUCUGAUGUGUCCAUAGAAGAACAAAGGAAAGGAAGCCUUUCUAGGUUUGUUUCCAGAUGUACGAGUGCUUCCCAUGUACCUCCCGUCUCUGUGGAGUUUGUGAACUGCACCCAUUACCACCCAGCCUUAAAGAACCAAUUCCUGUCUGCUCUCCCGCUUCCUGCCCAUCGGACUGCAGUCGGUGGAAAGGAAGCAACAGAGCGCAAAGCUUUGAACAAGAUCCCCUCAUCGUGAAUGAGCACCAUUUUUAUCCAGGUCUUACGUAGUCAGGCCAUACUCCAGAAACCUGAGGCUUUCAGUAUAAAAACCCAUCCACCUUCAACCUAGCACAGACAACCCCACUUGAAGCAAGAAAUAACAUGGUAAAUUCCACCAACCUGACCUAUGUUUGAGGGCAUGUAACUUUAAAAGAACUUUAGAAAGUAACUUUUUUUUUUUGCAAAUAAGACUUCAACUAAAAAUUUUCUCAAAAAGAGAUUGUGUGUGUGUGUGUGUGUGUGUGUGUGUGUGUGUGUGUGUGUGUGUGUGUUUAUAAUUUUAGUUCAGGUCUUUUUUUUUUUUAAUUCAUGCGAGUUUAAAUAAAACUCUACACCACCCCGAAAUUACAAAAUGACCGACCCUUGAGAGGGCGUCUGUGAAAUGUCAUCGAGAACGAAGAUCUCCAGGCUGAUGUUGUAAGCUUCGUUUCUCAGACUUUGUAAUGUAAGUCCCGCUGUCUCCCAGGACAGCCGUCAUUGCAUUUUAAAUUUCUUUGGGGGAUUAUUUAAUGAAAAACAUGCUGUUUUGUUUUAAACUGAAAACCUAUUCUGGAUAGUUCUACUUUGGGAAAAAAUGUUAUCAUUUAAUUUCCUUUCUGUAAGUUAAAACUAAUGAAGUGUGGUCAUGGCAGAGCAGACAGAGAUGUUCUGGCCCUGGCAGCCGGCCUCUGAGUAGUUACACUGUUUUGGGGUAUUCUCGAUUAUACAACGUGACACCCACUUGUCUUGAGAGAGAGAAAGAAGCCUUGAAGCAGAUGCUUCCCAUUAACCUGGUUUUGCCUCACGUGAACCAAAGACUUCAAAGUCCACAUCGUAGAGAGCAUUCUGCUGAUGGAGGUGGGGAGGCUGCCCCUGUACCUGCUCCAUGCAAGGGUAUCUGUAGACUCAGCAGCCUGAGAUCUCGAGGAACCCUACAAAGUCUUAAGGGAAUCUUUGCUGUCUCCUCACCUUGAGAUGUGGCCACCUAACUCAGAAUCUGCAUAUGCUUUAGAGCAGGUUACUCCUGAUGUAAAGCUGCUUACAUAUCCCCCACACCCCCCAGCCCCGUGUCGGAAGGCACACACAGCAAAAACUGGGUUUCAUAUGACCCAGCUAGAGCAGUGAGGGAGCCCUGGCAGGGAGGGCUGGAAGUGGGAGAUGUGUGUCCUGUGGAUCUCAAUGUGCACGAUGACAUGACCCAGUGUGGAGGCAAUGUCCUGUCUGCAGCGUGGUCAGAUACACACCCAGUGAGGGACCACAGACUGGGGGUUCCCCUAUACCUAGCACACUGUGUGGUAGUCCCCUGGCCUAUCUCACAGGGCGCUUCCAGAGUGCAAGAGGGGCAUCUUAGGAGCUUUGCUUUCCCAACCUGCCAGAAAUGGGACGUCCUCAUUCCUGGUUCUUCACUAUGCAUCUUUGAAAUAAACAAAAAUGUAAACCUUUGCUAUUUUUUAUUUUUUAGCUUUUCAAAGAAUCAUCUCUGAAAAGAAUUACUGUAAACCAAUGCCUAUAAAGCAAGUCUACCAAAAUAAACUUUUAAGAUUUUUCACUAUGA